Messenger RNA from Scutellospora calospora, 144 nucleotides. The record is from the annotation of a GenBank genome assembly. NCBI's taxonomy places the organism in Eukaryota, Fungi, Glomeromycota, Glomeromycetes, Diversisporales, Gigasporaceae.
CACGCGGCUCAUCUGAUGACAUUCGCUUAUAUAGCAUAUAGUAGAGAUAAUUUUAGAAUAUGGUUGAAAUGUUCGCAACUUGAGUGGUUGAUUAAACUGGAAGCAGAUACUUUAUUGAUGUCAAAUAAUAAGAAACCUCAAUGA